Morone saxatilis (striped sea-bass) is the source of this 1950-nucleotide messenger RNA. It is a transcript of the gene atl2, whose product is annotated as atlastin GTPase 2. Gene Ontology annotation, biological process: protein homooligomerization; endoplasmic reticulum organization. The record is from RefSeq and is a predicted model, not a curated record. Gene Ontology annotation, molecular function: GTP binding; GTPase activity. The transcript is spliced from 14 exons. Lineage: Eukaryota; Metazoa; Chordata; Actinopteri; Moronidae. Bases 85 to 1917 code for a protein of 610 amino acids.
CCGCUGCGGCAGCCUCGGGGCAAACAGCGAGAGGAGAAAAAAAGCUGCUUUGACGUCAGCCACGUUAGAUUUCAGUAGUCCAAGAUGGCGGAGGUGAGCGGGUUGAGGAGCAGAAAUCACUUCGAGCCCAACUGCAAAAACCGAGUGGUUGACGAAGGCUUAAGUGGCGUGGAAGAUGUCCCCAUUUAUCGGCAUAAGAAGAGGCCCCCUUUAGCCACCACUGAAGACCUGGAGGAUGAACUGCUUCCCAGGACCACAGCCUCAAACAAAAAUGUUAACCUCAACCCCUCACCAGAUGAAGAGAUUCAGGAAGAAGAGGCUGAAGUAGAGGAAGAAAAGGCCAGGCCUAUCCAGAUUGUGCUGGCCAACGAGGAUGAGCACAGCUUUGAGCUGGACGCUGCGGCGCUGGAGAAGAUCCUGCUGCAGGAUCACGUGAAGGACCUGAAUGUGGUGGUUGUGUCUGUGGCCGGGGCCUUUCGCAAGGGCAAGUCCUUCCUGCUGGACUUCAUGCUACGCUACAUGCACAGUCAGGGUGAGUCGUGGAUGGGAGGUGAUGAUGAGCCCCUGACAGGGUUCACCUGGAGAGGAGGCUGCGAGAGAGAGACCACGGGAAUUCAGAUCUGGAGCGAAGUGUUUGUGGUCGACAAGCCCGAUGGCAGCAAGGUUGCUGUGCUCCUCGUUGACACUCAGGGAGCAUUUGACAGCCAGUCCACCAUAAAGGACUGUGCUACUGUGUUCGCCCUCAGCACAAUGACCAGCUCUGUACAGGUGUACAAUCUCUCCCAGAACAUACAGGAGGACGACCUGCAGCAUCUGCAGCUCUUCACAGAAUAUGGCCGACUGGCAAUGGAAGAGAUCUACCUGAAGCCUUUCCAGUCCCUGAUGUUCCUGAUUCGAGAUUGGUGCUAUCCUUAUGAACACGACUACGGAUUGAAAGGGGGCAACAACUUCCUUGAGAGAAGACUACAGGUGAAACAGAACCAACAUGAAGAGUUGCAGAAUGUGAGGAAGCACAUCCACUCCUGCUUCUCCAACAUUGGCUGCUUCCUGCUGCCACAUCCAGGCCUCAAGGUGGCCACCAACCCGUACUUUGACGGCAGGCUGAGAGACAUCGAUGGGGAUUUUAAAAAGGCGCUGGCCGAGCUGGUUCCUCUCCUCCUGGCCCCCGAUCGACUGGUAGAGAAGGAGAUCGGAGGCAACAAAGUCACCUGCAGAGAUCUCCUGGAGUACUUCAAGGCUUACAUAAAGAUCUACCAAGGUGAGGAACUGCCUCACCCAAAGUCCAUGCUGCAGGCGACAGCAGAAGCCAACAACCUGACUGCUGUGGCAGGAGCCAAAGACAUGUACAGCAAGAACAUGGAGCUGGUGUGUGGCGGGGACAAGCCAUACAUCGCCCCGACUGACCUGGAGCGCUGCCACGAGGAGUUUCGCGAGCACUCAGUGCGUUUCUUCCGGUCUGUGAAGAAAAUGGGCGGCGAUGAGUUCUGCCAGCGCUACCAGAACCAGCUGGAGUCGGAGCUGGACGAGGCCUACAACAACUUCUCAAAGCACAACGACGGCAAAAACAUCUUCUACACAGCGCGCACACCCGCCACGCUUUUUGCAGUCAUGUUUGUCACCUACGUGGUGUCUGGGGUGACGGGCUUCAUUGGUCUGAGCACCUUAGCAGUGCUGGCUAACUUGGUCAUGGGCGUGGCGCUGCUAUCGCUGUGCGCCUGGGCGUAUGUGAAGUAUUCUGGAGAGUUUCGGGAGGUGGGAACGAUGAUAGACCUGGUGGCAGAGACACUCUGGGAACAGGUUUUGAAGCCAUUAAGUGAACAUUAUAUGGAAGACAACGUCAGACAGACGGUGGUUAACUCAAUCAAAGCCAGCUUGACAGAACAGGGCUCGCAGCACACCAAGUUAAAGACUCACUGACGCUCUUCCUUCUCAUCUCCUCCCCCCGUCGUC